CAUUAACCUGCCGUUCUUGGAAUGGAUAUUGCUGGCAUUGUCGAGGAACCAGGGGAAGGGGCCCACAAUUUCCGCAAAGGCGAUACAGUAUUGGCGCACGGCAAGUUCACUGAUGACUUUACUGCAUUUCAGCAAUAUGCUUUGACCGCUGCGAGCUUUACAGCAAAGAUUCCUGCAAGCGACUCGGAAUCCUUCGAUAGCGCAGCUACUGUUCCUCUGGGAUUAGAUACUGCUGUUGUGGGCUUGUACGGAGAUCAAUUUGGAGCUAGGAUAACACCUCCCCUACAUGGUCAUUCAAUGUCCCAUGAGGUCACUCACUACAAGCUUCUCUAA
Molecule: messenger RNA, 333 nt
Organism: Suillus fuscotomentosus
Lineage: Eukaryota; Fungi; Basidiomycota; Agaricomycetes; Boletales; Suillaceae
Exons: 3
Coding region: 22-333 (103 amino acids)
Molecular function (GO): oxidoreductase activity, acting on NAD(P)H
Source: RefSeq, a predicted model, not a curated record